Paramuricea clavata is the source of this 408-nucleotide messenger RNA. The record is from the annotation of a GenBank genome assembly. NCBI's taxonomy places the organism in Eukaryota, Metazoa, Cnidaria, Anthozoa, Malacalcyonacea, Plexauridae.
AUGCAAUAUAGUAAAUUAUGUGAAAGCAAAGAAAAAUCUAAGAUUAUUGAUCUGUUAGUGUUAAAGAAAAUAAGCACUCUGGAAUUUCUUCUUUCACUCAUUAUCUGGGAAAAAAUUCUUUCGGUAAUUAACCCCGCAUCUACAGAUCUGCAAGCAUUUGAUAAACGGAUUUUGGCAAAUUAUCCUCCGAAUUGGGAAGAGCACAAGAAAAAGAAACGAGUGGAGACCAAUGCCGAAUGGAGAAAUAUUUUAAAAGAAUCCAAUAUCCGUGCUCUUAUUCUGGACUUCCUGUUCCUUUUGUUAAAAAAAGAAGAAGGCUUCCCAGAUACUUUGACGAAGAGGCCACAGACGAGCUUGUCAUUGAUGCAGAAACAAAUUCCGUGUGGAACUGUUCUUUCCAAUAAUUGA